AUGUCUCAACAGUCGAACCCUCAAUCUCCCUCAAAAGUGUCUGCUACCUCUGCUCGUGCUCAAGACGUUACGAAUGUCCCCAUUAACCCUAAUGAGAUUCUUGAGGUCACCCCUUUACAGAUGGUGACUCCAUAUGAUCUUGUGACAAAAAGGCCUAGGACAUCGCAUGCACAAAGAACCAAAGAAACAGCAAGGAGACCUAAAAAGCCCAGUUCUAAUCAAACUUCUCAAUCGUCUGUUCCUCCCUCUAGGGAAGAACUAACUAAAGAAGUCUCAAGGAAUGCGAAUGUUAAUGACGCAAAUGAUGCGGUCAAUAGAAAUGAUGAUGUGAAUAUGGAUGUGCAUGUGGAUGACAAUAAUAGGAAUGAUGGUGUGGAAGAUAUUCUUGGUAAGGACGAUGUUAUUGCUGAUAAUGAUCACACUGAGGUCCCUGUUGGUGCUGUGUACAAUGAAGAGGUACCUAGUAAUGUUUCUGCUGAUAAGUGUGUGAACCACUUUAAAUAUGGUCAAACUGAAGAAAAAGAUCCUAAGAAGACUCAGGCGGAUAAAGUAAUCAACCUUGAUGAUCCCUCUGAUGAUGACCUGGUUGCUUCUAUCAAUCCAAGCAUAGCCAAAAGGCUAAUGAGGAGGAAAGGAAAGCAAGUUGUAGCUGAGGACUCUCUGAAGAAAAAGGCUGUGGAGAGAAAGGCUAGAAUCAUUGCUGAGAAUGAGUCAGAUUUUGAUGUUGUUGUGGAUGUCAAUGACAUUCAUCCCAAGAAGAAGGUCUCUACUAACAAGCUUGCUACUAGUGUCCCUGAAGUACCUAUUGAUAAUAUUUCCUUUCACUAUCCAUCCAGUGUACUCAGAUGGAAAUUUGUCUAUCAGAAAAGACUGGCCUUAGAGAGAGAGCUUGCUCAAAAUGCUCUAGAGUAUGAAGAGAUUAUGAAUCUUAUUCAUGAAGAUGGACUGAUGAAAACUGUGACUCAAUUCUCUAAGUGUUAUGAAGUCCUUGUGAAGGAUUUCAUUGUGAACUUACAUGAAGACAAUUGCAAUAAGAAAACUAAGGAGUAUUUGAAAGUGUUUGUCAGGGGAAAAUAUGUUAAUUUCUCCCCCAUUGUGAUCAACAAAUUUCUGGAAAGGUCCAAUGAAGCUCAACCAGAGCUGGAAGUAUCUAAUAAUCAAAUGUGCAAAGUAAUUACUGCUGGACAAGUGAAGACAUGGCCUGUCAAAGGGAAGCUGAAUGCUAUAAAACUAAGUGUGAAGUAUGCUAUACUUCACAGGAUUGGAGCUUCCAACUGGGUGCCAACUCAACACAAGUCUACAAUUUCUGCUAUCCUAGGUAAAUUCAUCUUUAUUAUUGGUACUAAGACCAAAGUUGACUAUGGAACUUAUAUUUUUGAGCAAAAUUUAAAGCAUGCUGGUAGCUAUAGUGUUAAAGGCCCCAUUGCCUUACCUUCCCUUAUUUAUGGAAUAAUCUUAAAUCAAUUUCCUAAUAUUCUGAAUGACAAAUAUUUUGUGUGCAAAAGAGCAAGUCUGUUACUCUUUCAUCAUAAGCUUUUUCAAGGAACACAUGUUCCUGAUGUUGUCUCAACAUCAGUUGGACCAUCCAAAGAUAGAAUACCUACAAGUAAAGCUGCUAUGAUUGCAAUACUCAGAGAAACAUGUAAGGAGCUAGAGUCCAGAAAACUGGCUCUGGAGAAAUUGAUCACCUCCCUUAAACAGAUGAAGGAGCUGAGUCUGCAGACACUGAUGUGGAGGAACAGGUUGAAGAAGAUGAUGAAUCGGACAACAAAAUUGAGAAAGAAGCCAGUCCUGAUGAUGGCACAGAUAAGGAAGUUGGACUCAGCAGCUCUGAGUCUGAAGACUGGAGCAAAUGUUAUGUCCUAG
Vicia villosa (hairy vetch) is the source of this 1866-nucleotide messenger RNA. RefSeq lists its product as uncharacterized. Bases 1 to 1866 code for a protein of 621 amino acids. The record is from RefSeq and is a predicted model, not a curated record. The transcript is spliced from 3 exons. NCBI's taxonomy places the organism in Eukaryota, Viridiplantae, Streptophyta, Magnoliopsida, Fabales, Fabaceae.